AUGGAGCCUAAUUCUAUUCAGAACGAAUACUUCAGUAGUUAUGAAGAUUUAGAGGUUCAUAGAUUAAUGCUAGAGGAUAAUCCAAGAACCUUGGCUUACAAAAAUGCUAUAAUGAACAACAAAUCUUAUUUCAAAGGCAAAAUCGUUAUGGAUGUUGGUUGUGGUACUGGUAUUCUUUCAAUAUUCUGCGCUCAAGCUGGCGCGAAAAAGAUAUAUGCAGUAGAAGCAAGUAAUGUGGCAAAUUUAGCCAGAGAAAUUGUCAAAGAAAACAAAUUCGAAGAUGUCAUUGAGGUAAUUCAUAGCUAUGUUGAAGAUGUAGUGUUACCAGACAAUAUAAAAGUAGACGCAAUAAUCUCAGAGUGGAUGGGAUUUUAUUUGCUGCAUGAAGGGAUGUUGGACUCUGUAUUAAUAGCACGUGAUAAGUUUCUAAAAGUGAACGGCGAAAUGUUCCCUGAGAGUGCUACUAUUUAUAUUUCCCCUUGUAGUGUUCCAACUUUAUACAAGAAAUGGGAUAACUUCCAUGGUUUAUCUAUGACCUCAGUGGCUAAUCAACUACGUGCAUCAAAAUGCAACAAACCAGAGAUUAUGGUGGUUGAGGCAGAAGAUAUAAUUGGCUCUGAUGAAGUUGUCUUAUGCUGGAUCAACCUGAAAGAAGAUAUAGUGUCUGAGGUUGACUCAUUCAGUAUAGAACAUGUUGUUGGUGCUAAAAAGGACGGCAUAUACCAAGGACUGUGUCUUUGGUUUGACGUUGUUUUCCCUGAUUUGACUGGCAGUAAUGAUAAUGUCAGAUUAGACACAGGUCCUUUUAGCUCUCCAACGCAUUGGAAACAAACAGUCAUUGUGCUGCCACAAGAGCAGGUAGUGGAAGUUGGUGAUCCAAUUGCCUUCCAGAUGGAUAUGACUAGAGAUGCCAGCAACAGGAGAAGGUACAAUAUACAAGUCUCGCUUUUAGACCCGGAUGAAGCUGAACAUCCCCUCCCAUGUACUUGCCACCUAACAAAAUGCAUACUUGUAAAAGCAUAUAUGGAUCAGCAUCCUGAAAAGGUCCCAGUAACAGAACAAAUGGACACAAAUUGUUUACAAGAAGAUCCUAUUGAUGAUGAUUGA
Molecule: messenger RNA, 1107 nt
Organism: Chilo suppressalis (striped riceborer)
Lineage: Eukaryota; Metazoa; Arthropoda; Insecta; Lepidoptera; Crambidae
Source: the annotation of a GenBank genome assembly